AUGCACAUACCCAUCUGGGCGACCACCGUCUUUUUAUUCAGCAUCAGCGGAUUUGCUGCUGCUGCUCCUGCCGAUACAAAAUCAAACAACAGCCCUGAUCCACGCACUGAAGUGAUCAAAAACGCGUUUAGACACGCUUGGAAUGGAUACCAUCAAUACGCUUUUGGACACGAUGAGCUGAAACCAGUGACGAAUGGCACAAACGAUUCACGCAAUGGGUGGGGAGCAUCCAUUUUUGAUGCCCUGGAUACAAUGAUUAUUAUGGGUUUGGAAGAUGAAUACCAACAAGCCUUAGAACAUGUAAAAAACGUUGACUGGAAUUCCACAAGUGACCCCAGCAAGACUUUUGAGACCAACAUUCGAUACCUUGGAGGAUUACUUUCAGCGUAUGAUUUACGCCCUGACCAAGCCCUUUUAGACAAGGCAAUUGAGCUGGCGGACAAAGUCAUUAUGCCAGCCUACAAUACACCCCAUGGCAUCCCUGCUGCUUAUGUGAAUGUUGCCACUGGCGAGCCAACCGAUGACCAUGAUCUCAUCUUGGCUGAAUUUGGAUCCUUGCAGCUUGAGCUUGUGCGUCUUAGUCAACUCACCGGCAAUGAGCGUUAUGCCUCCGUUGCCAACGAGGUCAUUUACGCCAUUGACAAUGUAACGACACCAUUCCCUGGUCUUUAUCCCAUCACAUGGUCAUUAGAUGACUUUACACCUUCAAGCAGCUACAUUACGAUUUCCGGUGGUGGUGACAGCUAUUACGAAUACUUGUUAAAGACCGACAUGUUGAUGCGAGAUGAACAUCAGCUUAACAUGUGGAAGAAAUCAGUCGACAGCAUGCAAACAUACCUUCGAUCUGAAGCCACCAGCGACAUGGUAUUCUUGGGUGAAUUGAAUGAAGAUUACAAGCUGCUGCAAACGGGCGAAUUAGUGUGCUUCAUCCCUGGCAACUUGUUGCUCGGAGCACGUUACCUUAAUGAUACCAAUAUUGCCAAAUUUGCCAAUGAGCUCAUGGAUGGCUGCUAUGAUGCAUGGGCAUUGACGCCAACAGGAAUCGCACCUGAAACAUGGGGAUGGAUUGAUAAGAGCCAAAACAUGACCAGCUUCCCUACAGCUAUGCAAAUGGCUAUGCAAACGACUGGAUACAUUGCUCAAGAUCUUUCAUAUGAUCUAAGACCAGAAACUCUUGAAAGCAUAUUCUACUUUUACCGCCUCACUGGUGAUACCAAGUACCAGGACAUGGCAUGGAAGAUUUUUGAAUCCAUUGAAAAGUAUUGCAAGACAUCAGCUGGAUACACUCGUAUCGGUGAUGUGUCUAGUGUCGAUCAAGUUAAUCCCCUUGACUUUGAAGAAAGUUACUUCUUUGCCGAAACCUUGAAAUACCUUUACUUGAUCUUUAGCGAUCCCAGUGUCAUCUCUUUGGAUGAAUACGUACUCAACACGGAAGCCCACCCCUUUAAACUCACCAACAAGAUUAAGAUCCAAGCAGAGUUCUAG
Lichtheimia ornata is the source of this 1485-nucleotide messenger RNA. RefSeq lists its product as uncharacterized. Gene Ontology annotation, cellular component: Golgi membrane; endoplasmic reticulum. NCBI's taxonomy places the organism in Eukaryota, Fungi, Mucoromycota, Mucoromycetes, Mucorales, Lichtheimiaceae. The transcript has 8 exons. The record is from RefSeq and is a predicted model, not a curated record. Gene Ontology annotation, molecular function: calcium ion binding; mannosyl-oligosaccharide 1,2-alpha-mannosidase activity. Bases 1 to 1485 code for a protein of 494 amino acids. Gene Ontology annotation, biological process: N-glycan processing; carbohydrate metabolic process.